This is a messenger RNA of Blastomyces gilchristii SLH14081, 4850 nucleotides long. Its product is annotated as ubiquitin thiolesterase. NCBI's taxonomy places the organism in Eukaryota, Fungi, Ascomycota, Eurotiomycetes, Onygenales, Ajellomycetaceae. The record is from RefSeq and is a predicted model, not a curated record. The coding region runs from base 798 to 3374 and encodes 858 amino acids. Gene Ontology annotation, biological process: protein deubiquitination. The transcript is spliced from 4 exons. Gene Ontology annotation, molecular function: cysteine-type endopeptidase activity; cysteine-type deubiquitinase activity. Gene Ontology annotation, cellular component: nucleus; cytosol.
UGGCGGCGUCUUCCCACGCUUUGCCUAAGGCAGGCUUGGAUGGGGGCUGGUAGCCACCCGCUAGGGAACUUGCGCCUGGGGGCAGGUACCAGCAAGUGCCUCCUCCACAGAAAUCCGCGGGCCAGGUACCUCCUCCCCUGUAACCCCCGUCCCACUGCGGCUCUCUCCUCUCUCCUCUCUCCCCCCCCCCCAAAUCUCCUCUCCUCUCUAUUCCACUCUCCCCGUGUCUGUCUCGCUCCUCUCCCUCCCUCCUCCGUCGCUCCGCUUCCUCUCUGUCUUGACAUCUGUCUUGACAUUUGUCUCUCCUUUGUCUCGUCUCUCCUUUCACCCUCCUGUGCCGCCUACCUGCUGCUAUCUAUCUUUCUCUCGCUGUAGUCCCCCUUCUUGGUUGUCAGCCUAGGUUAAUCCGCUCCCGGUCACUCCUUGUGUCCCUCCGGACAACUCUCCCACCCCGUAUUCACCCACCCUAAAUCAGCCCUUUGCCGUCCCCGCCGUUGCAGGUCUGAAUACGAUCCCUACUACGGCUUUGUUCUCUGGCGAAUUGGGCUUGGUAUUCUGUGUCCCGUCCACUACCCCGAUUUAUAGCAUUGCCCAGUCUCCGGUAUCCUGAAAUAUCCAACGAUCCCUACUUCUCCCUUCCCGCAUCGUGUUCAAUCGAGCCCCAACCCUUUUUUACAAUCAGGUGGAAAGCAAACUGCUAGAGACCCUCUCGCGGGCUAGACGAUCAAGGUCUGCCGCACUGCGGCGGCCGUGAGUGACGGGUUGGGUCGCAUUGUUGUCGUGUGCUCUCUGUCGAUAUGGCGCCCUUCUUUGGCAAGUUAAGAGGCAAUGCGGGAGCUGGUACUCCAGCCUCUCCGACCACUCCGGUCAAGAAGGACAUCCUUCCUCUACCUAUGACGCCGCUUGAGAAGAUGUUGCAAGACGCAGGCCCGUUGCGGAAUGACGGCAGUGAUAAAUUUUUCGGAAUGGAAAACGCUCAGUAUGGAAAUACAUGUUACUGCAAUUCGAUCCUCCAAUGUCUUUACUAUUCAGUGCCCUUUCGAGAAUCCGUUAUAAACUACCCUAGACGCUCCCCCAUAGAAAGCCUCAACGAAUGCCUCGCAAAAAAUUUACGUUACCCAGACCCAAAUGCGCCAAUGGAGGAUAAACAGGAAGCUAAACAAAAAGCGGCUGCUAACUCUUCGGCCAAGGGUGGAGCAACUCCUCCGGCGCAACAACCGCCAAAGCCAGAGGAUAAAGACUCUCCAGAAUAUAAGAAAAAAGUUGCGAUGCACAGGCUUCCAAUUCUAGAAACAACAGAUAAUGCCACAAGCUAUGGGAUGCAAGAAUCACUUUUUACAUCACUGAAAGAUAUUUUCGAAGCUAUAGUUGCUAGUCAAGAGAGGAUGGGUGUCAUUCGGCCUUACACCUUUCUCGAAGUUUUGCGACGAGAGCAUGAAAUGUUUAGAACAGCGAUGCAUCAGGACGCACAUGAAUUCCUUAAUUUACUGCUAAACGAAGUGGUAGCUAAUGUGGAAGCAGAAGCCAAACGUUCACCACCUCCAGAGCUGGACCAGCAGUCGGAGAAUGGUGAAAUGUCAGUGAAUACCACAACCACAGGGUCUGUAGCUACGACGCUGGCGACCUCCAACACCUCUAAAUCACCGAAUACCACACGAUGGGUGCAUGAGCUUUUUGAAGGGACUUUGACCUCAGAAACCCAGUGCCUUACAUGUGAGAAUAUAUCGCAGAGAGAUGAAGUUUUUCUAGAUCUAUCUGUCGAUCUUGAUCAGCAUUCGUCAGUAACGUCAUGCUUACGAAAGUUUUCAGAGGAGGAGAUGCUCUGUGAACGGAAUAAAUUUCAUUGCGACAAUUGCGGAGGACUGCAAGAGGCUGAAAAACGAAUGAAGAUUAAACGAUUACCGCGCAUUUUAGCACUUCACCUAAAGCGCUUCAAAUACACCGAGGAUUUACAAAGACUCCAAAAGCUAUUCCAUAGAGUGGUGUACCCGUAUUACCUUCGAUUAUUUAACACUACCGACGAUGCAGAAGACCCGGAUCGUCUCUAUGAGCUUUAUGCUGUCGUUGUCCACAUUGGUGGUGGGCCUUAUCACGGCCACUAUGUUGCCAUCAUCAAAACAGAAGACAGGGGGUGGCUGCUUUUCGACGACGAGAUGGUGGAGCCAGUUGACAAGAAUUACGUCCGCAACUUCUUUGGGGACCGGCCUGGAUUAGCCUGUGCAUACGUGCUCUUCUACCAAGAAACAACUUUCGAAGCGAUGCAAAAAGAGCAGGAAAAAGAAGGCAUGACUCCGGAAAAUCGAGCAUCCGUGGACACCAAGGAUUUAGUUUCCGCCUCGCAAUCCAGAAUGAAUGGCUCCGCUACUGGCUCCGACGAAAUAAAUCGCGUACAUACAGUAAUCCCCGCUACUGACUCCGCAGUAACGUCGCCCCUGAAAAAAAUACCAACUGCACCGCAGCCAUCUGCACAACCCGAGAAUUCGACCUCUGGUUUCGCACCCCUCCCACACCCCCCACAAAUUCCUGUGACGCCCCCCUCGGCCCCCCUUAAUUCUAAAAAGAGUGACGCUGCCUUCAAAAAAGAGCGAGCAAAGGAAGAAAGGGAACGGAAAGCCGCAGAGAAAGAGAAGGAAAAGGCACAGAAACAAAAACGAAAGGAACUAGAGGCUAGAUUGAAGGAAGAAAUUAAGCGGCAAGACGCCGACCUCAAGGCGGCGUUGGAGCUUAGUAAAGCUUCUAAGACUGAGGAGGACCGACGCAUCGCAGCUGCUCGGAACGGUAAAGAGAACGGCCAAUCUGGAGGAUUGGGUGGAGGACUUGGUCGAUUCAAACUGGGCAGUAGGAGCUUGAGCCAAGGUAGAUUAUAUUACAGGGAAAAAGAAAAGGGCGCAAAAUCAUCGACAGACACGCCGCCAGUGCCCGCACUUCCAACGUCCCCGGCCCUCCCAUCGCCCGAUCUAGGUCCUAGAAGUCUAGCUGCGGAAAGUAGCCUAGAUAACAAUUGGCCUUUGAAGGAAGAAGUAUCCUCCCCCGUGCCAACGGACUCCACCACCCGUAACAAAGAUGAUGGCAGCGCAACCCCAAAAAUACGACCAAACACAUCAAGCUUCUUCAAUAAUAUGAAGAUUCGGCAGCGAGAGGUCCCAAACAACAGCAACCGUACCAGUGACCAUACCAAUACCAAUAACAUCAACGAUCACAGCCAUAGCCACCAUGCUCACACUCACAGCUACGACCACGCUCAAAGUCAAAAUCAGAAUCCAACCUACAAUGGCACCGGCAGCGUCAAUAAAAAUAACGGGAAGCCGCUGCAGUAUGCAACAUCAAAGCGCAGCCGGUUCAGUUUACGAAAGAAAUCGUUCAGCGUGAUAUAAUUCUUUGUAGUCUACAUUACAUCGCUCUGGGCUUGGGCAGGAUAGGAUGCAUUUCACGUCCACGACCCCUCCUUUUAUCUAGCUAGUGAUAUUUCUUAAAGUCGGCUCUGUCCUCACAUUUCUCCGCGCUCCUAAAUCCUUCCUCCUGCCUCUCUCAUGUGCCCUCCCUCAAUUUUUCUUCUUCUGCUUCAGUUUCUUGCAUAUAUGUAUAUGUAUAUGAUCGCAUGCGCCAUCUAACGUCACCUGUCAUUGGAAAAAAAAAAGAGGGGUAGGAAUUGAACAAGGCCAAAGGAGGGACGUGGCAUUUGUUUUUUAUGUCCUAAUGUCCAGCAUUGUUCCCUUCUACUCCCUUAAAUCUAUUUUUUGCAUAUAGCUUUAUAUCUUCUUUCUUGUCUCCUCUUACUCUUUUUUUUAUUUAUUUUUCUGCCUGGUCUCUGCUGUACAUAAACAUCUAUCAGGUUAGCUAGCUGUCUUUUUUCAUUCCUUUCUGUUCCGUGUAGAACUUGUUUUUGUUUUUUUUUUUUCCACAUUUUUGUUUAUUUCCUAUAUCUUGUCUUCUUUGAUAUUUCUUCUAUAACUUGACUUUGGGCUAGUUUGGCUUUGUCUUUGGUUAGGUAGGCUAUUUAUUUCUAGUGAACGGUUGGGUUUUUUGGGUUUUUUGCCCCUUUUUUCGUUUAUUUUCUUUUUUAAGUGAGCAGUUCUGUUCCUACCUUAAUUCUGCUCAAUUUCAACCAUCCUGCUUUAUAUUUAGUCGCUUUUACCUAUGCUUGCUUGGCUAAAUGGAGGAGGCGGAGGAAGAUGAUCCUCAAUUCUAUACCCAACUCUCGUUUCAUAUCAAAUAACUAACCACGAGCGCUGGCGGGUGGGGAAAUGUCUCCAUGAUCUAAUUCCUAUAUUGCAGUGGAUGUUCCCCCCUGUCAGAAUACGAAAAAUUCAUGCCAAUGCCUCCUAUCUAUCACUAUCCUUCUACGUGCUUUUAGUUAAUACUUCGGGAAGUAAAAAGGCGCUGGUGCUCUUCGUCGCGCGCAUCCCUCCAACAAUUGAUAAGGGUAUGCUUAGUGAGGUAUUUAAGGUUAGCUAGCCGCAUGCCAUACAGACACCGCCUACACUUUGGUGGGUGAAGUGUGUGGCAGGUGGGUGAGUUGUUUCAUGCUCCCUCAGCAGAUGUCGUGAAAAAGGUUUGAAGGAAUAUAAAUUGGCGAAGGAGGGUAGGUAGAUGUUAUGAAAGUCGGAGGAAAUUGGUAAGGGGAUAUCAGGAUAAGAAAGAAAAUUCGUAUAUACGAUCUGAUUAAAAGGUUCUUUGAAAUGUCCCGCUCUGUAAAAAUGAAAAAGUAAAAAAUCCCGUUGUUGCCCUAUAUCCCCCUCCCUUCUCUUUCCCAGCUUGCUUUUCUCCCUUUCUAUCCCAAGAUAAUUUCGUAAGUUAUGAUUAUUAGGUUAAUUACGAUCAGGGGAACUAGGAAGGCCUUCUGUGUCAGC